AUGGCUAAGAUGUUCAGAGCGUUUUUCUUCAAAUCCCUUUUCUUCUUUUGGUACCGUUUCCUUCUCAGGCAGCUUAAGAACUUGCUAGGCUUUCAUAGAUCUACAGGCGCCAAUGCCUUUCCUUCCCAUUUUAGAUACCAAAGGUAUCACUCCCUGGCUCACAGAUCAGACCUCACUGACCAUACCUUAAUCUUCGAUGUAGAAGGAGCUUUGUUAAAAUCUUCUUCUCUGUUCCCCUACUUCAUGCUCGUAGCCUUCGAAGCCGGAGGGCUUAUAAGAGCCUUCAUCUUCAUUCUGCUGUAUCCUUUCGUCUGCUUCGCUGGACCCGAGACGGGGUUGAAUAUAAUGGUGAUGAUAUGCUUCUUCGGGAUCAAAGCAAAGAGCUUCAGAGCGGGAAGCGCUGUUCUACCAAAGUUCCUGUUGGAGAACGUUGGUUCAGAAAUAUUCGAAAUACUAAACCGAGGUGGGAAGAAAGUAGGGGUCAGUAAUUUACCUCAAGUAAUGGUGGAGAGUUUCUUAAGAGAGUAUCUGGAGAUUGAUUUCGUGAUGGGCAGAGAGCUUAAAGUGUUCUGUGGAUACUACGUGGGGUUGAUGGAGGACAGAAAAAUCGCUGCGUCUUAUGCUUUGAACCAAGUUCGGGAAGGCAAGGGACGUCCUGACGCCAUCGGCAUCUGCAGCUUUGACAAGUCUCUAGAUUCCGAAUUGUUGACUCAUUGCAAGGAAGUGUAUUUGGUGACGGAAGCUGAGAAGAGAAGCUGGAAAACACUGGCAAGAGAGAAGUAUCCGAAGGCACUGAUAUUCCAUGAUGGUAGACUGGCCAUGAGACCCACCCCAGUGAAUGCGGUAGCAACGUUGAUUUGGUUCCCUUAUGGGUUAAUCCUGGCCAUUAUUAGGAUGCUUAUUGCGUUAUCACUCCCGUACCACAUAUCAACUCCUCUGCUGGCAAUCACUGGUCUGCGUCUGACGACUUCAAUGCCCAGUGCGUGCAACAAAGAUGACGAUGGCCAAUGUAGCAAGGGGAAUCGUCAUCGGCUUUAUGUAUGCAACCACAGAACAUUGCUGGAUCCUCUUUACCUGUCGUUUGCACUAAGAAGAGACUUGAUCGCCGUGACAUACAGCUUGAGCAGAAUGUCAGAGAUACUGGCACCCAUUAAGACCGUCCGAUUAACAAGGGAUCGCGUUGAGGACGCCAGGAUGAUGAAGAAGUUAUUGAAACAAGGGGACCUAGCGGUGUGCCCCGAAGGGACCACUUGUAGAGAGCCAUAUUUGUUGCGGUUCAGCCCGCUGUUUUCUGAAAUGAGUGACGAAAUAACUCCCGUUGCUGUUGAUUGCCACGUCAGCAUGUUCCACGGUACGACCGCCGGAGGACUUAAGUGCUUGGACCCUCUUCUGUUCCUCAUGAAUCCUUCUCCUAUCUACUCCGUCCGGUUGCUGGAUAAGGUGUCCCCUUCCUCCACCGCUCGUGACAGAUUUGAAGUGGCUAAUCACAUACAGUCGCAGAUCGGGGAGGCCCUUGGAUUUGAGUGCACCAUGCUUACAAGAAAAGAUAAAUACUUGAUUUUGGCCGGUAACGACGGCCUUGUUUCUUCCACCACCAAUGCUAAAUCUUAAUCAUAAUCAUGCACGCCCUGUAACAUUUACCGAUACCGUAUAUAGCUGUCAUGACGAGAUAUAUAGUUUAGUUCGGGAGAGAGAAAACGCCUUUCUUUCUUCUUUUUCUUGUAUUAAAAUUUUUUUACUGUUCACA
Neltuma alba is the source of this 1747-nucleotide messenger RNA. RefSeq names its product probable glycerol-3-phosphate acyltransferase 3. The record is from RefSeq and is a predicted model, not a curated record. Gene Ontology annotation, cellular component: membrane. Gene Ontology annotation, molecular function: glycerol-3-phosphate 2-O-acyltransferase activity; phosphatase activity. Gene Ontology annotation, biological process: cutin biosynthetic process. NCBI's taxonomy places the organism in Eukaryota, Viridiplantae, Streptophyta, Magnoliopsida, Fabales, Fabaceae.